AUGCCGAAGUUGAAUGGUGUCGGUCUCCACGAGACCACACCGGUGAACAUCGAUCCUGGAGGUGAACACAUUCAAAUACAAGAUCUGUCCAGCAGCAACACGUCCCGCGAAGUGUCGCUGUCUCCGGAGCUCAGAGACUGUGAUGUUCCAAUCCCCAGCGUCGAGCACGUGUCGCCUAGCGACCGUAUCGACCCAGCACCCCCCGUUCAUCGUCGUGCUCGUGCACUUACCUCGGCAUCCAUGAUCUCCGGUCUUUCAGAGCUUGAGCGCGACAGCAGCACGGUUGCAGGGCAGAGCGAAACUCCGAGCCGAGACACACCGUCCACUAUAAUGCAAGUCCUUGAGAGCUCCUUCCAGCCCGAAGCGCCUGCCCCGUCUGCCGAGCGUCGUGCCACAUCGACCUCAGACGGUCAAGUGGGCAACGAGAACGCACCGCCCAGUCUUUCUCCACAGGUCACAGUCAUGGGUCAGUACGGACCUCAAACAAUGUCGUCAAGACAUAUCAUGCCAGCCCCAUCGGGUGGUCACAUGCGUUCAAGCAGCUCGUCGGCGACCGAGUAUGGUCAACUGCAUCACGGUCAGCAGUACAUGCAGCCGAAUCAAGCUGGUGGGCGUCGUCCUUCGUACAGCAACCAGACGUGGAGCGGUGCCGAGCACCCCAAUCCUCUGGUUCAACACCUUUAUAUGCAGGGCCCCGGUCCUGGUCCCAUGCUCAAUGCUGGCAUGCACGUCACCGGACGAGGCCACAACACGGUUCAUGCUCGCGACCGUCACGCUCAUGUGUACGGAACUCAUGGAUACGGUCCAGACAACGGCAGUUUGUACCCUUUUCGUCGCGAUAGUUCUUCCAUGUCGCCAGGCACCUCGCGGUAUGGGCCGCCACCAUACAACGGUCCUUUCCGCGGCUUCGGAGCACGAACUCCAGAUGUUUUUGGGCCGUUCAUUGAUGAUAUAGUUGGACCGGCGCAGCCGGUCAUGUCACUCGGGCCAUUUUACCCCCGCGGGCCAGAAGAUGUUCCUGACAUCAUGCGGGAGGGGAGCAAUAGGUAUGAGUGCAACAAUGGUGGCAUAACGUCGUCCGUACACCACCGCGAUGGAACGCCUAUUGCCGACUUGUCGCCUACUGUGGGACAUUUCGACCCGUUUUUCAACCAGUCGUCUGGAAGAGGUCCCAUAGUCGAGAUUCAUGACGAUCGCGUUGAUCGUCCAAGAAACACCUCGGCCACACUCCUACCAGAUCAACAUAGAAACGGUUUUAUGGGCCGUGCUGGUAUUGUGAGUAACGGGCAGCUCCCUCCGCGGUCCAACAGCCAUGGACACCAUCCAGGUUCGCGUGGCAGCAUGUUGCCCAGCUACAACAACAACAAUUACACGAGCCCAAGCCCAGGCCAUCUAGGCCCACAUGGAAGCCUGUCGCCUAAUGGCCGCGUCGGCGAGAAUGCGUGUAUUGACCCGCGUCUCCUGGCACUUAGUCCCGCGCCACAGAACAACAGCCCCAUGGAUGGUGCUCCCCUGCCUUCCGUGGAGCGGGCCCGCGUCCACGCCGCGAACCCAAACAGCACUACCCGGACCUCUCCCGUCAGCCCUGCCAACCGUGCUGUUCGUGGCAACAGCCGCCUGGGUCAAGAGGUUGUUCUUGCUUCUGUCGAAGAGGACACGGACGACAAGGCCGAUUCGGACGGUUCUGACAAGACCGUGAAGGCCACAAAGGACGAAGAUGAUGACAAAGAGUCCACCCCUCGUUCGUCCUCCAAGCGUGGUGGCCGCGACCGAGAUGACAAGAAUGGCGGUCCUGGCCCCAGUGGCUCUGGUCCAGGCCCAGGUACAGGUGGUGCCGGCGCUGGUGCGAGCGGUUCUGCUCCCAGCAACAGCAAAGCUUCCGACUCUCGGUAUGGCAACAAAUCUGAUCAGAGUGGCAACUCGUCGACCAAAGGCCCCUUACCCGGCUACCGUGGACAUAGCUCUGAAGGCUGUGGCGUUCAUGCGCUCACAGCCGAUGCCAAUGUCGCCGGUGCCCUUGUCCCCCAGGUCCAAAUGGACGACGCAGCGAGCACCGGGUCGGGAAAAGAGUCAGGCGGUUCCGGGGGUGGUGCCGUCAGCGCUUCGAACGCUGUCGUCGCCCAGACCGCGAUUGAGCAGUUGGCCACGGACGACCACAUUGUCGUCACCGCCGGCUGCCCUGACCCGGAAUCGCCCAUGACGCGGCCGUUUUCGAACGUCGGCGGCGGACUCGCCGACGACCCCUUCGUCGACCACCAACCCCGGCUAGACGAAGAAGAGUACCAGGAGCGCAAAGAGGCCUUUCUCCGUCGGAUGAAGCAUCCCUUUUUCACGUCCGAUCUUCUCCAGUGCUGGCUGCCCUUGUCCAAAGAUUCGGAUUUUGCUCCGCUGGAGCGCGAGGUAUACGGGGCCAUGUCCCCCACUGUACGCUGCAAAGUCUUGCUCGAGGAACGGCGGAUUCGCACGGGAAGGCGACCAAGUGCAAACUUCGACGUCGCCACAAUCUACGAUGAGACAAUCUCCAUGAUUGCCCAGCGCAAGCGAGAGAACCGGCAUUACCUCGCCGUCCAGCGGUAUGGCGACUAUCUUGCUGCCAUGGGAGAAUGUGAGCGCGCCGGCACAGAUAUGGCUGGCAUUUCAGAAGUCGUCGCACGUCGCGGCACCCACGCGGCUGACUACCUCCGGCAGGAAGGUUAUCAUCUUGACAUUUACCGCGGUGAUCUCGAUGGCGAGUUGCGAGCGGAAUACACCUUGAAUCCAGACCACGAAAUGCACAUGCGGAACAUGUUCCAACUGCGGAACAAUGGCAACUACCUCGGCGCAUUCGGCACACGGCUCGUUCGCAAGCUUGAAGUCUCCACCGAGCCUGGCGAGAGGUAUCAAUUUCGAUGGUGA
Molecule: messenger RNA, 2895 nt
Organism: Sporothrix schenckii 1099-18
Lineage: Eukaryota; Fungi; Ascomycota; Sordariomycetes; Ophiostomatales; Ophiostomataceae
Exons: 1
Coding region: 1-2895 (964 amino acids)
Source: RefSeq, a predicted model, not a curated record